CCGGCGCGAGAAGAGUCGGCGGCGGGAGCCGUCACCCCAGGCGGGGACCCUGCGCAGGCGACUCUGCGCGGCGGCCCGGCCGAGGGAGGGAGCGAGCGAGCGGGCGAGCGGGAGGCAGCUGCUGGCGCCCGAAGGGCCGAACGAGAUCGUGAACAUGGCUGUGUGGAUCCAAGCCCAGCAGCUGCAAGGAGAUGCCCUUCACCAGAUGCAAGCACUGUACGGCCAGCAUUUCCCUAUCGAGGUGCGCCAUUACUUAUCCCAAUGGAUUGAAAGCCAAGCUUGGGACUCAAUAGAUCUUGAUAAUCCACAGGAGAACAUUAAGGCCACCCAGCUCCUGGAGGGCCUGGUGCAGGAGCUGCAGAAGAAGGCGGAGCACCAGGUGGGGGAAGAUGGCUUCUUACUGAAGAUCAAGCUGGGGCACUAUGCCACGCAGCUCCAGAACACGUAUGACCGCUGCCCCAUGGAGCUGGUCCGCUGCAUCCGCCACAUUCUGUAUAAUGAACAGAGGCUGGUCCGAGAAGCCAACAAUGGUACCUCUCCACCUGGAAGUCUUGCUGACACCAUGUCCCAGAAACACCUUCAGAUCAACCAGACAUUUGAGGAGCUGCGGCUGGUCACGCAGGACACGGAGAGUGAACUGAAGAAGCUUCAGCAGACCCAGGAGUACUUCAUCAUCCAAUAUCAGGAGAGCCUGAGGAUCCAGGCUCAGUUUGCGCAGCUGGCCCAGCUGAACCCCCAGGAGCGUCUGAGCCGGGAGACGGCCCUCCAGCAGAAGCAGGUGUCCCUGGAGGCCUGGCUGCAGCGCGAGGCCCAGACACUGCAGCAGUACCGUGUGGAGCUGGCCGAGAAGCACCAGAAGACCCUGCAGCUGCUGCGGAAGCAGCAGACCAUCAUUCUGGAUGACGAACUGAUCCAGUGGAAGCGGAGGCAGCAGCUGGCGGGGAACGGAGGGCCCCCUGAGGGCAGCCUGGACGUGCUGCAGUCCUGGUGUGAGAAGCUGGCCGAGAUCAUCUGGCAGAACCGGCAGCAGAUCCGCAGAGCUGAGCACCUCUGCCAGCAGCUGCCCAUCCCCGGCCCUGUGGAAGAGAUGCUGGCUGAGGUCAACGCCACCAUCACUGACAUCAUCUCAGCCCUGGUGACCAGCACAUUCAUCAUUGAGAAGCAGCCCCCUCAGGUCCUGAAGACGCAAACCAAGUUUGCAGCCACCGUGCGCCUGCUGGUGGGCGGGAAGCUGAACGUGCACAUGAACCCCCCUCAGGUGAAGGCCACCAUCAUCAGUGAGCAGCAGGCCAAGUCUCUGCUGAAGAACGAGAACACCCGCAAUGAUUACAGUGGAGAGAUCUUGAACAACUGCUGUGUGAUGGAGUACCACCAAGCCACCGGAACCCUCAGCGCCCACUUCAGGAACAUGUCUCUGAAACGAAUUAAGAGGUCUGACCGUCGUGGAGCAGAGUCGGUGACAGAAGAGAAAUUUACAAUCCUGUUUGAAUCACAGUUCAGUGUUGGUGGAAAUGAGCUGGUUUUUCAAGUCAAGACCCUGUCCCUCCCGGUGGUGGUGAUUGUCCACGGCAGCCAGGACAACAAUGCGACGGCCACUGUUCUCUGGGACAAUGCUUUUGCAGAGCCUGGCAGGGUGCCAUUUGCCGUGCCUGAUAAAGUGCUGUGGCCGCAGCUGUGUGAGGCGCUCAACAUGAAAUUCAAGGCCGAAGUGCAGAGCAACCGGGGCCUGACCAAGGAGAACCUGGUGUUCCUGGCACAGAAACUGUUCAACAGCAGCAGCAGCCAUCUCGAGGACUACAACAGCAUGUCUGUGUCCUGGUCCCAGUUCAACAGGGAGAAUUUACCAGGACGGAAUUAUACUUUCUGGCAGUGGUUUGAUGGUGUGAUGGAAGUGUUAAAAAAACAUCUGAAGCCUCAUUGGAAUGAUGGGGCUAUUUUGGGUUUCGUGAAUAAGCAACAGGCCCACGACCUACUCAUUAACAAGCCAGAUGGGACCUUCCUGCUGAGAUUCAGCGACUCUGAAAUUGGUGGGAUCACCAUUGCUUGGAAGUUUGAUUCUCAGGAAAGAAUGUUUUGGAAUCUGAUGCCUUUUACUACCAGAGACUUCUCCAUCCGGUCCCUGGCUGACCGCUUGGGAGACCUGAAUUACCUUAUCUACGUGUUCCCUGAUCGGCCAAAAGAUGAAGUGUACUCAAAAUAUUACACACCAGUUCCAUGCGAGCCUGCCACUGCUAAAGCAGUGGACGGAUACGUGAAGCCACAGAUCAAGCAAGUGGUCCCUGAGUUUGUGACAUCUGCAGACUCUGCUGGGGGCAGCGCCACCUACAUGGACCAGGCCCCCUCCCCAGCCGUGUGCCCCCAGGCUCAUUAUAACAUGUACCCACAGAACCCUGACCCCGUCCUUGACACCGACGGGGACUUUGACCUGGACGACACGAUGGACGUGGCGCGCCGUGUGGAGGAACUCUUAGGCCGACCUAUGGACACUCAGUGGAUCCCUCAUGCGCAGUCAUGACCUCCCAUCUCAUCUGUAGCUUCUUCAUCCUCGCCAGAGGAGUUACUCUUGUGGAUGUUUUAAUUCCAUGAAUCACUUCUCUUUGGAAACAAUACUUAUAAUGUGAAGUGUUAAUACUAGUUGUGACUUUAGUGUUUCUAUGCAUGGUGGUACCAGUGAAGGAAGAGAGAGAGAGUGUGUGUGUGUGUGAGUGUGUGUGUGUGUGUGUGUGUGUGUGUGUGUGUUGUGAUGUUUCUCCCCCUUGUUGUCCAGAGUUUAGCUACAGCAUUGAGGCUGCAAACAGGCUGUAGUUGUUUUAACCUUGUACAAAAAGGCAGUUCCACGAACCCUGGAAUGUGCCCAUGUGUCUUGAGGGUGGCUGAACUUUGGCAUGUGGCUGUUCAAGUAAGAGCAGGACAAAGGGAGGAGAAAGCACCUCCUCUCUGGUGAGUCUUUGUCACUGUGUCUGCCAAACAAUUGUUAUAUAACCAUGAUUGUCUCUGCUUCUGAAAAUGUAAAAACUGCCUUUUGACAAAGAAAGCCAGUCCUCUCUCCUCUCUGCCCGGUCCCAUUUUCCUGGGUAGGGAUGGAGGAAAGGGCAAUAGACGAGCAUUGUUGGGGCCAGUGGAGUCCGGGCUUUUCAGAUGGGCAGUAGCUUUUUAAAUAUGCUUAACCCAUCUUAAUGUUCUCUCCGUCCCUGCUCCCCUCCCUUUCUGUCUCCCUCUCUCCUUCUCUCACUCUGUGCAACUGCCAGCCCGUUCCUCUGUGUGUACACAUGUACAGCGAUGAACUAGAGGAAAGAAGAGAGGGUCGUAUAACUGAAUCUUACAGUGUCGAUGUCCUUUGUGUUGCAGCCAGAGUGCAAUGCCCAUCCCUGACUCUCAGGCACUGAGAAUGGUGCCUUGUCACCCGUGGAAGCUGCACUUGUCCUGUCUGCCCAUCCUGCCUCUGUGCCAGGGGAGGCAUGAGAGUGAGACUUUCCGAAGGCUUAUGGACAUGGCUUUUUGCAAAUGUUGAAUGGUGUUUUUGUUUCUAAAUUAGGACUUUGUUUUCCCCUUUCCACCCUAAUUAGACAUCAGAACUCUUCCUGUGUGAGGUACCUGUGCCAUUCAUACCCAGGUCACCUCAUUUUCCUUCACUGUUCACAUAUGAUGUCUUGGGGAGUGGAUGGCAGGAGUGUGGACUGAACCCAGGGCCAGAGUGGUCAGUGGGUGUUGUUGCCCACCUGGUGUGGGGUGCUGGGGGUUGGGCAUUGGUAAUUUGGGGAAAUGCAGUCAGUGGGUUUGCUGGAAGUUUGGUUUGCUGGAAGCUGCAAAAACAAAACAAAACAAAAGCCUCAGCAUAAUUUUGUUCACAGUUUCUUCCGUAGCUAUACGCCAGAAGGAAGGAAUGGGCUAUGGCAGGCAGGUGGGAAAAGCGGGGAGCAGGUAUAGCUUUUGGGUUAAGCCUACAAGGUCACCCCAGGCCCCUCUCUCUAAAAUAAGGACAUGACCACGCCCAGGAGAGAAUGGCUCUAAAAACCUUAUUUUUAUACAUGUCAGUAAAUAGAUAUUUUUUUUACAAAAAUAACUUCUAAACUUAUCAGUAUUUUGAUGUUAAAGGAAAAUAUUCCUCUAUAGUAAAUUAUUUAUUGGAAGAUGACUUUUUAAAAGCUGCUGUUUGCCCUGGCUUGGUUUCAUACACUGAUUUAUUUUUCUAUGCCAGGCAGUAGAGUCUCCGCCUCUGAGGAGCAGAAUGAGCCUCCAUGGAUACUGAUAUCGGAGGCUACUAAGCCCCUUACGUGCCGCUCAAGAUUCGAUUAAAAUUCCACCUCAUGGGAUUUUAGGGAGUUUUGGGGAAAGGUGAAAAGGAAGCCUGACUGCUCUCGGACCCAGUCUUAAAGAGCCCUCAGCAGCCCUGACUCUCAGGCUUCACCAACACCUGCCUCUGAGUGAUGACCUGGUUGUCCCAGCAGCCCUGAUGGGAGGGAGGGGCAGGGAUUGCCACACUUGUAGAUUGGUAGUGGACCCAGCCCGAGGGCAUGCUGAGGGCAGAGCUCUCACUUUACAGUUGGCAUUGGGGUUGCGGGGAUGGGUGCCGAGUGUGGAGGUCCCAUGCUUGUACAGUUGCUGAGCUGUCCUCAAUUUUCCUGAGGCUGUACCUAUGGGUGGGAGAGGUUUUUGACUGAAAGGUGUGCUCAUUAUCUGCAUUAUACUUUCUCUCUUCUCCCUAUUCCUGCAAACCGGAAGAAGAGGCGGUGGGAAGUCUUGACCGCCUCAGCCUCUUGGUCGCUCCCAGACACACACACAGAAAUCAUCAAAGUGUUCCAACUCUAUGUGUGCCAUGUGCAGGGUUUUGUAGGGGACGGGGGGAGACAAAGUGAAUAUAACUUAAAAUGGAAGUAUACUUUUUAUAAUUUUUCUUUUUAAAACUUUGUGAAAUUAUUUCAGAUACAUAUUUUAGUGUUGAGGCAGAGUAGUAUAUAAUAGCCACAGAAAAAGUAUUGUGUACAAUUUUACUUGGGGCAAUCACAAAACUGUGUAUUUUAUGUUACAAUAAAGGCUUCCUCUGAAGGGA
Rhinolophus ferrumequinum (greater horseshoe bat) is the source of this 5050-nucleotide messenger RNA. RefSeq names its product signal transducer and activator of transcription 5B (gene STAT5B). Gene Ontology annotation, biological process: response to peptide hormone; cytokine-mediated signaling pathway; regulation of transcription by RNA polymerase II. Gene Ontology annotation, molecular function: RNA polymerase II cis-regulatory region sequence-specific DNA binding; DNA-binding transcription factor activity, RNA polymerase II-specific. NCBI's taxonomy places the organism in Eukaryota, Metazoa, Chordata, Mammalia, Chiroptera, Rhinolophidae. The transcript is spliced from 19 exons. The coding region runs from base 155 to 2515 and encodes 786 amino acids. The record is from RefSeq and is a predicted model, not a curated record.